UAGGGAAGGCGGAAAUGCCCCAUGAUUCCCCCGAAAGUUCCAUCAGUCGAUGGUGCGCAAACCUUGGCGUGAUUAACUUCCAGAAAUAAAUACCAAGUUGGGCGUUUUAUGACGGAUCUUUUGGUGCAUUGGGACACAAGGCAUUAAAGAUGUCGGGGCCUUCACACAAACAUCGUUACAAGAAUUCUGGACUAGACUCACGAGAGUUACGAAGAAGACGUGAAGAGGAAGGAGUUCAACUCCGUAAACAGAAAAGGGAAGAACAGCUUUUCAAGCGCAGAAAUGUUAACUUGCCAGAGUUGCCUGACGAUGAUAGGCCAAAACAAGAUGAUUCUGCAUCUCUUAACAAAAUAUCGAAAGAUAUGAUUGAAGCUCUAUAUAGUGAAAAUGUAGAACUUCAGCUCUCUGCUACUCAGAAAUUCCGCAAGCUUCUCUCACGUGAACCUAACCCGCCAAUUGAUGAGGUUAUCCAAACUGGAAUUCUUCCUCGCUUUGUUACAUUUUUACAAAGUGUUGGCAACCUAACUUUACAGUUUGAAGCAGCCUGGGCCUUGACCAACAUUGCCUCAGGAACUUCAGUUCAGACUAGAAUGGUAAUUGAUGCUGGAGCUGUUCCAAUAUUUAUUCAUCUUCUUAGUUCUGCUAGUGAAGAUGUUCAGGAGCAGGCUGUUUGGGCUCUUGGCAACAUUGCAGGAGACUCGCCCGAUUGUCGUGAUUAUGUUCUUAACUGUGGAGUCCUUGUUCCUCUUUUACAACUUCUUACUAAGUCAACCAAGACAACCAUGUUGCGAAAUGCAGUUUGGGCUCUGUCAAAUUUGUGUCGUGGCAAAAACCCUCCUCCAGACUUUAAGAAAGUAGCCCCAUGCCUUCCGGUUCUAUCACAUCUCCUAUUCAAAGAGGACCCUGAUGUGCUGGCUGAUGCUUGCUGGGCGUUAUCUUACCUGUCAGAUGGCCCCAAUGACAAAAUUCAGGCUGUAAUUGAAUCUGGCGUUUGUCGUAGGCUUGUAGAGCUGCUCAUGCACAAUCAAGAUAAUGUAAUUUCAGCUGCUCUGCGAGCUGUGGGCAAUAUUGUGACUGGAGAUGAUGUUCAGACUCAAGUCAUUCUCAAUUGUUCCGCUUUGCCUUGUCUUCUGAACCUGCUAGGGUCAAACAAAGAGGCAGUAAGGAAAGAAGCAUGUUGGACAAUAUCAAACAUAACUGCAGGAAAUAGACAUCAAAUCCAGGCUGUCAUUGAUGCAAACAUCUUCCCUGCCAUUAUUGACAUUCUUGGGAAAGCAGAUUUUAAGACACGCAAGGAAGCAGCUUGGGUAGUGACAAAUUCAACUUCAGGGGGUAGUCCUGAGCAAGUUCGGUAUCUUGUAAGUCAGGGCUGCAUUCCCCCACUAUGUGAGCUACUGACGGUCAUGGAUGCCAAGGUUGUGCAAGUUGCCCUGAAUGGACUAGAGAAUUUGCUGAGAAUAGGUGAACAAGAUGCCAGAGCUGCUGGGGUUGGAGGUGUUAACUUGAUGGCUGUUUCAAUCGAGGAGUGCUAUGGGCUGGACAAAAUAGAGUUCUUGCAGUCCCAUGAGAACUCAGAAAUCUACCAGAAGGCUUUCCACAUUAUAGAAGAGUUCUUUGGUUCAGAAGAAGAAGAUGCCCGUGUUGCACCUUCUGUGGAUGCAGAAGGAGGCCAGUACCAGUUCACAGACCAGAGUGUCCCAAUGGGAGGUUUUCAGUUUUGAACUUUGAAUGCUGAGUCUAUUUCUUCUCAUCCAAUGCAAAACUAAUUUAAUUGUUAUAUAGCAAAGUUGUUUUACAGUACAUCAAAUUUUGCCAUCUGCUUUUGUGAAUUUUGUUCACUUCUGUAGAAAUGGUUGAAAUCAAAUUUUUAAUUUACAUGUUGUUUUUGGGAAGUUCAGAUUCUAAUUCCGUUUGCCACUCUGCCAUCCUGUGUGGACAUUGGUUGAAGUAGAGUAUGAUAUGUUGCUGUUUUCUGCAUUUUAGAUUUAAUACCAACUGUCUUUCUAAUACAAAUGAAGGCACAGUAGAUUUAUCUAAAGUUCAAAGAUUUGGAGUGUGAAACAUUUUUCUUGCGUUUAAUGUGUUUUGCAGUGAUGUCACAACAAGGGUUAUAGUAAUAUACUUCUAGUAACUUAAUAUGUAUUUUGACAGGGUGUCCAGAUACAAAGUAGCAAUUGUCAUCAUUUCUAAAAGUGAAACUGGGUGUAUUGUGAUAAAGUCCUUUAAAGUCCAUGGAACCAGUAAUAUUUUAUCAUAACACUUAUUAUGCUCUCUUCUCCAUUAAUGUUGGUUCUAUGGUAUGUUUUAAUGAGAGUAAAGUGCUUAUAUUCCUUUGCAAUACUAUCCAGUUGAUGAAAAAAAAUUGACCUAGACACCCUAUUUGAGGUAGUGUGGUCUCUUAUUUUGUCUCCUCCCUUUUCACACAAAUCCUGUUUUGAAAUUAUUAACUUGUUGUUUUUGUAUUCUUAAGGUCAUAUUGUUGUGACUAAUUUCCAUGUAUAAGACUUUGACGGACAGUAAAUGACAUUCUGACGCUUUACUUUUCACAGUAUUAACUGCUUAGUUGUGAUUACCUUGUGCCAAGUGAUAGUCCUCUGCAUAAUCAGAACUACUAUUCCCUCCUGACACUGUUUCUUUUUCAAAACAAUUCUGUACCUGUGGCCAAUACAGCUGCCUACAUGACAAGCUUUUCAUGAGCAAGGGUAUAACAUUCACUGAUGGUUCUGAAUUGAUUUGCAAGUUUUUGGAAAGAUACAAACACAUUUCAGAGGAAGCAGUCCUUUUUAUCAACGGUUGUUGGGUAAAGAAAAAAAUUCUUUGAUUACCUAUUACUUUAUAUUUUCAGUAAUAAAAGCCAGAUGUGUUCAUUUAGAACAAUAGCUCAUAAAACGGUAAAAAAACCCACCAUAAACAUGAAACUAAUUUUUUUAUGGACUCCUAUUAAUUAUGAAUGCAGUGGUGCCCACAACAGAGUCGUCACCUUUUGAAAAUAUUUUGUCUGUGGUGCCAUUUCUUUGCAUUUUGCUUUUUCAUGAUAACUUGUUUUGAAGUGAGGGAAAUCUAGUUUUAAUGUCAGAGGAGUUAAAUUUUUAGGAAGGAAACCCCGUUUUGCUCCCUCUUUUAUGGUUUUUGAGAUGUGUUGAAUGUAUUUUUGUGAAAAGUUGCAUUUAUAAAAUGUGAGAGAGUCACUUUUUCAGAGUUCAGGCGUCUGUCAGAAUGAAAAUUUAGCAUAACAUGUAUUCUUUUAUGACAGUAGUAUCCCUAAAGUUAAGUAACACCAGCAUCAAGGUUACUUAUCUUGAAUCCCGAAUCAAGUGCAAUCAAACGAAAUUUUGGUACCUGACAAAUAUGUAGUUAUUUAUAAAGGAGAAAUGUUCAGAAAUCAUUUUUGCCUUCACAUAUAUAAAUAAAAAUUUGGCACAUCGUGACAAUCGAGACUGUUUCGGUGUGUAAACUUUUGUGAGAGGACUGGUAGUACUGGUAAUGUUUGUAUUUUAUUUGGAGUUGUCAACCUCAAGGUAAGUUGAAGGAUCAUUAUAUUUGAUUGACUACUUGUUUGAUUGUUUUUUUUUUCUUUUAUAUGGGUUUUCCUCUAAUAUGAUCUUUCUGAAUUCUUGUAUCUAAUCCAAAGGUCAUUUAUUUUUUUGUACUCACUGCGUGCUUCACCAAGAUUUGACUGGAAGUAUUGCCACGAUGACUGUUGACCCUGUUACACUGUGCCUCAGAAUGAUAAGUGGUUUACGGUGAACUUUAAUGAAAGAGGCCCACAUUUUGUUGUGGUGCGUGUUUGAAAUAGGUGCAAUGUUUUCUAACUUUAAUACUUUAUCAUUUGUAUGUGAGACUUAUGAUUACACUGUAAGCAGCAAACUGAGCAAGAUCUGUACACAUUUAUGCAUAAAUGUACAUUAUUAACUUUUCAUUUCCUGCCUAGAUCUUUUUUUAAUUGUGGAUAUCCUUAGGCAGACAAGUGUCUGCCUCAUUUUGCUGUAGAUCUUAAUAAUUAUGAAAUCUGUGAUAUGGCUCUCAAGCAGCUGGAUAAUAGCUUUGAUUAAAAGUUUUGUUCCUCAAGUGCUUCACUGGGAAGAGGCUGGCAACAUUAUAGAAAAAUUGUAAUUAGCUGAAAAGGCACACCUGUAAAUACUUUCUUGAAUUGGGAUUUUGCAAAAGUAGAUAUGGCACAUUUGGAUAAUACUUUCUAAGUACUCUUGUCUUUUUUUGUGCUGCUUAUUAAAUCUGGCAAACUAGGACUGUGACAUGAAACAUGACUCACUGAUUACCCCAUUGGUUCUCCCCCCUCCCCCUUGAACGACUACUUUUUUAAAAUGAUUUUUGUGUAUAGUUCUUAACUGUGUAGCCUUCAGAGCCAUUAUUAGCACACUAGCAUUAAGAUCUAAACUGUUGUUGUCUUGCUUGGGAUGCUUCCCCAGAAAGAAAUGUACUCUAGUGGUAUUUUGCUGUUUCACAUGCAAGAGCCCCUUGAGCAAGUAUUGGUAACAACGUUAUCAUAUCUUAUUGUACCAUAACCAUGUACUUUGAUAGGAUAUCCUUGUGUUUUGAAGAAAAAAUAUUGCUUUGUAAUGUAUCUGUAAGCCAAAAAUAUUGACCUUGUGACAAAGCAUUCUACAAUUAGCACAUAGAUAAUAAAUAACAAUCCUAGUCACAGCUUCA
This is a messenger RNA of Thrips palmi, 4668 nucleotides long. RefSeq names its product importin subunit alpha-7 (gene Kap-alpha1). Gene Ontology annotation, cellular component: nucleus; nucleoplasm; cytoplasm. The record is from RefSeq and is a predicted model, not a curated record. Bases 150 to 1721 code for a protein of 523 amino acids. NCBI's taxonomy places the organism in Eukaryota, Metazoa, Arthropoda, Insecta, Thysanoptera, Thripidae. The transcript is spliced from 9 exons. Gene Ontology annotation, molecular function: protein binding; nuclear import signal receptor activity. Gene Ontology annotation, biological process: NLS-bearing protein import into nucleus.